Messenger RNA from Siniperca chuatsi (mandarin fish), 2461 nucleotides. RefSeq names its product zinc finger and SCAN domain-containing protein 5C. The coding region runs from base 245 to 2008 and encodes 587 amino acids. The record is from RefSeq and is a predicted model, not a curated record. Gene Ontology annotation, biological process: regulation of transcription by RNA polymerase II. The transcript is spliced from 5 exons. Lineage: Eukaryota; Metazoa; Chordata; Actinopteri; Centrarchiformes; Sinipercidae. Gene Ontology annotation, molecular function: RNA polymerase II cis-regulatory region sequence-specific DNA binding; DNA-binding transcription factor activity.
GGUACUGGGCAUGCGCAGUGUUCUCAAGCAUCAUUAAGCAGUGCUGAAGGAGGCGAGAAGGAAAACAGUGGCAGGGAGAGAGGGCAGAAGUUGGAUGGCGCUUUCCUUUGUCGCCGUGUCUCUACGCUUAUGAACAACGAGCAAGCUGAUCCGCGAUCCGUGAAAUCACACCGUCUGUCGCCGUUUCACGUCAAAGUUACUCCUCCGGGUUUCAUCUAACAAACGGUCCGAGCCUGCGGCCACGAUGAUGGAGGAAUCGGUGUCCACAUUUGAGACGCAUCUGACGGCUGUCAUGGACAGUCUGAUCCGAGCCUCCGUCUGCGAGAUCACCAAACUCUUCCAGGAGACGGUGAACGACUACCUGGUGGAGCUGUCCCUCAACAGGAGGGAGAACGAGGCUCUCAAACUACGGCUGAGGCUCACCGAGAGCAAACUGAGGACCGAGCGCAAGUACGGGAUGGGCUGGGCGGCCAACCGCCGCAACGCCGGACUGGCGGCGGCGGAGGAAGGAGCUGGAGGGCGGCAGAAACGAAAAGUUGAGGUGACCCGAGGCAAGUCAAAGAAGGGCCCAGCAGCAGCCUAUAGCAAAGGCUGGCCUGGAGGUGUGUGGGAGGAAGGAGGAGGAGGAGGUGGUGGCGGCGGUGGUGGUGGUGGUGGUGGGGGAGGAAGUGGAGGAGCUGUGGGGAUGGUAGCAGGAGCAGGAGGAAGAGGGAGAAAGGAGGCCAGGGAGAUGUACCUCAUCCAGUUCCCCAGGAAUGAAGAGGAUGAGGGAUGGAUGGUGGAGGACGAGGAAGGGGAGGGCAGCCUCAGCGGUGAGGGGGAGGAGACAGCCAACAUCAAAGAGGAGUUUGCCCAGACAGAGGGCUAUCAACCCGCCUCUCUCCGGCUAAUCAAGGAGGCUUUGAAGAUGGACCCGCCCAACAAGAACCUCCACACUGGCUCCAGAGCCCAAAGUGAAGGAGACCUGUCAGAUCGUCCCCCGACCCUUCAUCCAGGAGAGAGAGAAGAGGAUGACUGGGAGGUGGGCUCAACUGAGCCAUCGGAGGGGGGCAUGACCAUGGAUGAGCUGAGGGGUCUGGAGUCCGCACUGAGGGCUGAGAGAGGCCGCGAGCAGGCUGCCAUGACGGCUUCCCAGCCUGUCAGCCCUGACUCAGAGGCAGUGCGAGGCACAGAGAUCGGCCGGGCGCCCAAGUACAUUGGUCUUGAUGGAAUGGAGCAGGAUGGAGAGCCGGAGCCUCAGCCACCGACCCUGCAGAGAGAGGAGGAGAUAGGGCAAGGCAGGUUGAAGGAUGCCGUGAGGGCUGGAGUGGUUGGGGGAGUGGAGCUGAGGUUAGGCUGGUCGAAAAAGUUGAGAGAGGGUGACUCGGCUGCAGUCAUGACCGGAGAGGAUGUGGUGGAGCUGGGAGAGUCGGAGCACCUGCCUCACCUGUCUGCUCCAGGGAGUGUCGAGGAGAGCGGAGGGGAAGAGGAGGGUGGCAGGGACCUGCUCCACUUCUGCCCACAGUGUGGAGGAGGCUUCACCUCAGAGGCUGAGCUGGAGGAGCACCCCUGUCCACUAGGUGGCUCUCAAUUACAGAACAGUGGAGCAGAGGACAGUCUUUUCCCUUGUGCCCACUGUGGCAACACGUUCAGCCACGCCUGGGCACUUAAGAACCACGAGUGUGCCUGUGCCGCCGAGCGGCCACACUGCUGCGAGAUCUGCGGGAAGCGCUUCACGCACUCGCGCUCACUGGAACGGCAUCAUCUGGUGCACACGGGCGAGAGGCCGCACCGGUGCCCCCAAUGUGGACGCACCUUCAGUCGUCUAGGCAAUUUGGAACGGCACCAGCGGAUUCACACAGGUGAACGUCCAUACGGGUGUGAAGCAUGCGGAAAACGGUUCAGUCGCGUGGAGUACUUAAAGAGACACCAACUCAUACACAACAGUGAAAAGGCGACACUCCAGUGCUCCAACUGUGGAAGUGGUUUUAGUGAUGUGGAGCAACUGAAAAACCACCAGUGUUUUUAGAGCCUCUCCUUCAAAUCUCUGAAAGAACUGGAAAGAAAAAGCAGGUUUUUAACUGAAUGUGGUAGAAUUUAGGUGAUGAAUGUGACUGGUAGAUGCUAAUUUUAUUCUCUCUCUUGGAGCUGCCUUUCUUACUCACUAGUAAAUAAUAAAAUAAAGAAGGCAAUUGUCCAAAGUUUACAGGAAGUCAGUUCAAAUCAAAUCAAAUCAAUCUCAGACAUUCAGCCAUUUUAAUUUGAGGUGUACUCAUUUGUAUGUACAAAGCUUGUACUUAUUUAUGAUGAUCUACAAAUUGUACAUUUUUGUCUUUUUAUCAAUAAUUCACUCAUGUCACUAAAGUCAGUGCCCUUGUUUUUUUCUGACAAUAUAAUUGACAGCUUGGCAUUUUGUAUGUUUGUGUUUUGGUCAUAUCAUUAAGAAAUAAAUAUUUCAAUUCAUCAGAAGGCUCUUCACCCA